This is a messenger RNA of Seriola dumerili (greater amberjack), 380 nucleotides long. RefSeq names its product histone H2B 1/2-like. The transcript has a single exon. Gene Ontology annotation, cellular component: nucleosome. The coding region runs from base 6 to 380 and encodes 124 amino acids. Gene Ontology annotation, molecular function: structural constituent of chromatin; DNA binding; protein heterodimerization activity. Lineage: Eukaryota; Metazoa; Chordata; Actinopteri; Carangiformes; Carangidae. The record is from RefSeq and is a predicted model, not a curated record.
CCAGGAUGCCUGAACCCGCAAAGUCUGCGCCCAAGAAGGGCUCCAAGAAAGCCGUGACUAAGACCGCAGCCAAGGGCGGCAAGAAGAAGAGAAAGACCAGGAGGGAGAGCUAUGCCAUCUACGUGUACAAGGUGCUGAAACAGGUGCACCCCGACACUGGUAUCUCCUCCAAGGCCAUGAGCAUCAUGAACUCCUUCGUCAACGACAUCUUUGAGCGCAUCGCUGCCGAGGCGUCUCGUCUGGCUCACUACAACAAGCGCUCCACCAUCACCUCCAGGGAGAUCCAGACCGCCGUGCGUCUCCUGCUGCCCGGUGAGCUGGCUAAACACGCCGUGUCCGAGGGCACCAAGGCCGUGACCAAGUACACCAGCUCUAAGUAA